AAAAAAUAUUAUAGGAAGUAGUACAGAUUUUUUUGAUAAUUAUUCAAAUUUUAGAUAAAAUUAACACAUUUUCAAAAGAAUGGAAGAAGAAAUCAUUAAUCUUUUAUAAUAUAAAUUAGAAAAAGAUGGUGAAGACGAUGAUAUAGAUUAUAAAAAUUAGCUAGAAGAGGAUACAAUUUAAUUUAUUGAAAGUAAUUUGGAAAAUUAAGAUGAAAGAUUAGUUGAAUAUUCUGAAAAUUUGCAAGAGCUAUGUGUUUAUGCAAUCAUAUUUUGCAUAACAAAUAUUUUUGUUUUAAUGGCAUUAAAGUCAAAGAAAGUCAAUUUUAACUAGAUAUUUGGAUUUAGAGCCCACUCUUAAAUGGUGUAAAAUGUAAUGUGGUUGAUGAUUUUCUAUUGUGGAUAUAUAAUCCUCUAAUAUUUAUCAUCUCUAUUGGAAUUAUAAAAUAUAUCUAAUUUUUGUUUUGCAAUCAAAUAUAUUAAUUUAAUACUGAUUACAAUCAUAUGCAAAAUCUUUUACAAUAAAAUGAAGGAAGAUGGAGUAUUUUUUUUAAGUUAAAUAAAAUAUUAAAAAGAUAUUAGUUUUAUAAUGGUAUUUAUAAGUGAUUAGUUACUUACUCUUGCUCCUUUUAUUAUGAAGCACGUUUAUUUGAUAAAUUUCCUACUAAGAGUUGAUAUUCCUGCUUACAAAUUUUAAGUAUAUGGGUUAGUUAUAUCCAAGUUGAUCAGAAUUUAUUAAUGUAUCAAGCUUUAUCAGGCUGAUCCCUAUAAGAACAAAGAUUUAUUAUCAAAUGUAGAAAUUUAAAACUGUAUCAAAUAUUUAGUUUCUUUAAUGUGCACUAUAUUGGAUUAGUUUUUAGUUUAUAGGAUAAGUGUAGACUGUGGCUUACUCAUUUCUCAUGUAUGUUAUAGUAUAUAUACUUACUAUUGGGAUGUUUAUGAAGAUUGGCAGUUAAAUAUUAAUGGUAUUUCAUAUUUUAGCUCUGAUGAAUUUAUAAAAACCAGGAAGCCACUUUUUAAUAAAAAAAUGUAUAUUUUUUCUCUUAUAUUUAAUGGCUUAGUUAGAUUAAAUUGGGCUAUAAAAUAUAUCUUUAAUUUUAACCAUUAUGAAGUUGAUUACUAUGUGUAUUGCUUUGAGAUUUCAAGAAGGUCACUGUGGAAUUUAUUAAAAUUAGACUGUGAAUAAUAUUUAUUAAAAGAGAAGUCAGAGUAAAAAAUGAAGGGAAACGAAGUUGAGUUGUCUUCUAUUUCUACUUCUGUUAAAAUAAUAAUUGAUGAAAACUCACCUAUCAAACAGAAUUCUAAAGAUGAUCAAAAAAACAAUUGAUUGAUUAUUAUUGAUUUUUUAUGUUUAAAUUUUUAAAAAUAAAUGACUAAACAUAUUUGUUUCUUUAUGUAAAUAGUUUGCGUUUAGUUAUUUUUUGUAAAUAAAGGCUUAUAAUUUCGAUUAAUAGUAAAUUUAAAUUUAAAGACAAUACAAGAUGUUUAAAUAAUUAAAUUUAUUUGUUUGUUUAGCA
Tetrahymena thermophila SB210 is the source of this 1514-nucleotide messenger RNA. RefSeq names its product EXS family protein. Gene Ontology annotation, cellular component: membrane; cytoplasm. NCBI's taxonomy places the organism in Eukaryota, Ciliophora, Oligohymenophorea, Hymenostomatida, Tetrahymenidae. The transcript is spliced from 2 exons. The record is from RefSeq and is a predicted model, not a curated record.